Messenger RNA from Porites evermanni, 2599 nucleotides. NCBI's taxonomy places the organism in Eukaryota, Metazoa, Cnidaria, Anthozoa, Scleractinia, Poritidae. The record is from the annotation of a GenBank genome assembly.
CUGCAGACAGUAGAUCAAGACAAAUCUGGCAAAAUAACUGCUACUGAAUUGCGACAAGCCCUCUUCAAUAACAACUGGUCUCAGUUUAACCCUGAAACUUGCCGCUUAAUGAUUGGCAUGUUCGACAAAGAUCAGUGAGUGUUUAAUCUAUUAAUUUUUAUUUUUCAAGAAGCACAUGUAUGACCCUAUAUCAAGGAGUAAUAUCCUGUUCACCAAAACGUAGUAGAUAAGAGAGUAACUUCUUACAAUACCCUUAUGCUCCCAUCCACAAGACUUUUUAGACACGUAUAGUACUACCUUAUUCUGUCUCCAAGAAACUAUGAUGAUUACACUGAUUGAAAAGUUUACUAAUUAUUCAAUCAUAUUUAAGUGGUCUCUCAUUCUUUCUGUUCUAUUUGUGUUUUCUUAGGUCUGGAACAAUUGAUAUUUAUGAAUUCUCUGCAUUAUGGAAGUACAUUCAGCAAUGGAAACAGUGUUUUGACAGGUAGUAUUUAAACUCCACUGAAAAACAUGAGAAAUGGAAUAUAACAUCCCUUUUGAUUGACUCUAUUAUAAAAUUGUUAUUAGACUUAUUGUAAGCCAGAGUCAAGUCAAAAUUUGCAACUGCAGAAUUGCACUGUGUUUACAAAGCUUUUCUCUAAGAAAAAUUGUAUCAAAGUAUCAAAUAUACUUUUGAUACAUAAAGGAUUGCCAGAGCACCUUAUGGAAACGAAAAGGUCUAUACCUUUUGUGAAUCUCUUAACCAGUUGGCUAAAUGCAUUGGUAAAACCAUAUUUCAUGUUUAACUUCUCAUUAUGCAGUAUCUCUCUUCCUUAGUUACCCUGUUAUUUUGUCAAAUGAAAAUGUUUGUAGUUUGUGGUGCUAAUAACAUGUUCCUUGUUAUUAUAGUUUUGAUCGUGAUAGAUCUGGAACGAUAGAUGCUAAUGAACUGCAAACAGCAUUCACAAGCUUUGGAUAUAGACUGUAAGUUUGGUGGCAGUAAUGAGAGCACUUGCUUCCACUUUGUUGCAUGGGUUCCUAUCUUGGAGAAUUGUGUCAAUAUAAUUUCAUAUAAGUUGAGUUUUUGCUGGUCCUCUUCCUUGCUGCUAUCAGUUUUUCUCUAGCCACUAACUGGCCUUGCUUCUCGCCCUCAAACCCUCGAAAGUAACCCAUGAUUUUUUUUUAUAACAGUGUGAAGAACUCCCUUGAGUAUUGGCCCUGUUGUACAAGGUGCAUGGUUAAUUGAGGGUACUAUCCCCAUUCUCAGAUUAAAGGAAGGAAAUCAAAUCCAGCAGUUUGAAGAUUUAACCUAUUGGUUUUUUUCUUCCUUCAGAUCACCAAAUUUCUGCAACCUUUGUGUAAGGAAAUUUGAUCGCCUGAAUCUCCGCACCAUGAAGUUUGAUGACUUUAUUCAGUGCUGUGUUAUGCUAAAAUCACUUACAGAUGCGUUUAGAAAACAUGAUCAUCAACAGACUGGCACAGUUACUAUCAGUUAUGAACAGGUAACCAGGGAAAGAGAUUUGUUUGCGAUAAUCCCUAAAUUGUUUAAGUAUUGAAUUAUUCUGCUCUGAUUUCAUGUUCUGCAUCACACUGUUGGCUAUUUUAAGCCUAAUGAAAUGAUGAAAAUAGAUGUUUUUUGCUUGUUUUGAAAUAUUUUGUGAUUUUUGCUAGUAUAUUUAUUGUUUUCCACUCAGUCACAACUUGACAAAAACAGUUACAGCUUUUAUGAUUAGAGUAAUAUCGACUUUGUGGUGUUAAGUCACCCAAGCACAACCUUCAAGCUGAAUCACAUAGCAUGAUGUUUGUAGUAUUAACAACAAUACAAUCAGAGUCUGUCAAGUUUUACAAGAAGAAACGAACAAGCAGAAAAAGGCUCAAGGGAUUAUAUGAGUUAUUAACAACUGUGUCCCUUAGUAGAGGUGGGUGACCGGGAUGUUCAGGGUCUUCUACCACUUUUGGCAAAGCCAGCCCCCAGACAUAGUUACCCCCUACCCCUCCCUCCUACACCUUCCAGCCAUGAGCUCCUAAGCUAAUGGAACCAGUCACCUGAUACACUAAUUUUGGAGUGGAAAAAAGGGGGGAAGGGUGGGGCCAAAUGAACUGCUCAGCUGGAGGGCCAUCAGUAAACACUGUACCAAGCUCAUGAAGCUGACACAAGCAAGACUAGCCAUGUUUGAGCCACCAAACUGAACACUAACAAACAAAAAGAGAUGACUCUACUUCUUGUUAAUUGCAUUAAAAUUGAUAUCAUGUAACUUUAUAGAAACCCUAACAACAACAAAAAAGACCUCUCAAGUUUGAAAAAGGGAAGGUGAGCAGGAAUCCAAGCAAGAUUAACAGCGAAAGAACUAAAAAGGAAGCUAUAUAUAUGAUAAACUAUACCCUUACUCUUAAUUGGCAUUCACAAUGGGUGUUAAGUUUUUCUGUUUCUUUCUUACCUUCAAUGGCUGGAAAACAACACUUUUAAUACUUAGCUCUGCAUUUUGUGUUAGGAUACUCUUGUUAAAGAAAUAUGUCUUGUUUCUUUUAGUUUUAUUUGUGGAAUAGGGAUUAAUAUUGUUUUUUUUUUUCUUUUCAGUUCCUAGAAAUGGUUCUUGGCCAUACAUUAACUGGUUUAUAA